AUGACCAAGAUAUUUACCCCGGCCUUCCCGCCGCGCCGGCCCGCUCGCUACCUCCUCCUCGCCUUCGCCUUCCUCACUCUCAUCUACUUGCAUCGCUCCUUCUCCGACCCGUCGCGUGUCGCUCUCGACCCCUUACAGCCUGUGCCUCCUCCCCCCCAAUCGCAACCCCCCGACGCUGAUCCAGCUCCGAUCCUCGACUCUUCGAAGCCGGGCCCUCAGUCCGACAUCUUUCUCGGCGACGACAUCGACUCCUCUGAAGACGAACAGCUACCUCCUCCCCCUCCUCCCCCCGCUGCUCACGACCCCGAACUUGAUACUAGCAAGGGACAGUCAGACUCGCCUUAUGUCGUCCCGCCCAACGUCGAACCGCCGGCAAUCGAGAAGCCGCAAGACCUCUCCGCUCUGCGGCCCUCUUCUCUACAGAGACCCCAUUUCUCAGACGAGAUGGAAGAGAAGGAGGAGGAGGAGGAGGCCUCUUCCGGCUUCGACUCCAAAAAGACCCCUCCCCCCGGCCCUGAAGAUGCCCACCCCAUCGACCGACUAGUCUACGAUGCCCAGCACGUCUUUGCUGAGCUGAUGUCCAAGGAGACUGAUAACAUCAACGAUGCCGCCCAGGCCUACCGCAAGCGCCGCGGUCGCCACCCCCCCCCUGGCUUCGACAAGUGGUUCCACUACGCCCAGAGCCGGCACUCCGUCAUCGUCGAGGAUUUCUUCGACCAGAUCUACCACGAUCUCGAACCCUUCUGGGGUUUGCCUCCGGCCACCCUGCGCAAGGAGUCGUGGGACUUUGAGAUGACCAUCCACAUCCGCGAGGGCAAGGCUGUCACCUCGAGCGACUGGUUUUGGACUGUCAUCUGGCUUGAUCUCAUUGACUCGAUCCAGCACCUGCUCCCCGACAUGGACAUCGCCCUCAACCCCAUGGACGAGCCGCGCAUAGUCACACCCUGGGAGGAUAUGGAAAAGUACAUGAUCAAGGCCAAGAAGACGGUUAAGUUGCCCAAGGCAACCAAGGUCCGCUCAGAGUUCCAGACGCUGCCUGACCCCGCUUACGGCGACUUCAGUACCGCCACCAGGAAGAAGGUCUUUGAGGAGACGAACCCUUACUGGGCUCAUGUCCGUCGCGGAUGCCCCCCCGACAGCCUCGCGCGAACCACCCCCCUUCAAGAAUCCUUUGCCGACCCGCCCAAUAUCUCCAUGGCCAACGCUAAGCCCCACAUGUACGAGGGCUUUGUGUCCAACUAUACCAUGUCCACCGAGCUGUGCCACCAGCCCGACCUCCAGGGACUGCAGGGCAUCCUAAUCGAGCCACUGUCAACGUCGACGACCACGACGCUGUUUCCCUUGUUUGGAGGUUCCAAGCUGCACGUCAACAACGAGAUCCUGCUUCCUGCGCCAAUGUACUGGAACGAGGAGGAGCGCUUCACCGGCGGCGACGACCACGGGGUUUCCUGGGGCAACAAGGCCGACCACGUCGUCUGGCGUGGCGUGGCGACGGGUGGCAGGAACCGCGAAUCCAACUGGCGCGGCUUUCAGCGCCACCGCUUCGUCUCGAUGAACAACGCCACCGAGAUCCUGCGCGCCGAGAUGGGUGACCACGAACCCGAGAACUUCUCGCUUCCUGGUGACAAGGACGAUGCCUUCCAGUAUAACAUUACCGCACAGGAAGCCGACCAGCUGGCCGAAUGGGUCGAUGAGUGGGCCAAUGUAGGAUUCAUCGAUCUCAACUGCGAGCCGCCCGAAGAGGAUGGCGUGUGCUCGUACACCAGCCCGCACUUCGACAUCGUUCCUGGUCUACGCAUGGUCGACCAGUUCAACAGCAAAUACCUCCCUGACCUGGAUGGCAACAGCUUCUCGGGACGAUACCUGGGAUUCCUCCGCUCUACCUCGCUGCCCAUCAAGUCCACCCUAUUCCGUGAGUGGCACGAUAGCCGUUUACUCGCCUGGAAGCACUUUGUCCCCAUGGACAACCGGUAUGGGGACUACUACGGCCUUAUGGACUACUUCCUGGGCUUCAACGGCAAAGGUGGCCAUGACUCUGUGGCAAAGCAGAUUGCCCAGGAUGGAAAAGACUGGGCAGAAAAGGUGCUCAGGAAGGAAGACAUGCAGAUUUACACGCUGCGUCUGCUCCUCGAGUAUGCUCGUCUGCUCGAUGACGAUAGGGAAAUCCUCGGCUGGGUCGAGGAUAUUCUACGUGAUCCGUCUUUGGAAAAGGAUUGGUCAUUGUAG
Molecule: messenger RNA, 2226 nt
Organism: Geosmithia morbida
Lineage: Eukaryota; Fungi; Ascomycota; Sordariomycetes; Hypocreales; Bionectriaceae
Product: Pfam:DUF821
Exons: 2
Coding region: 1-2226 (741 amino acids)
Source: RefSeq, a predicted model, not a curated record